GCCCGCCGCGGAUGCUGCCCGCAGCCCGGGGGCCAGGCCCGCAGCGCCCCGCGCCAGCUCUCAUGGUACCAAGUGACAGGUCGGCCUUCCUGUGACACGGGGACGCCAGAUCUUCUGAGAAGAUGUCAGCGAUACAGGCCGCCUGGCCGUCCGGUACAGAAUGCAUUGCCAAGUACAAUUUCCACGGCACUGCAGAGCAGGAUCUUCCCUUCUGCAAAGGAGAUGUGCUCACCAUUGUGGCUGUCACCAAGGACCCCAACUGGUACAAAGCCAAGAAUAAGGUGGGCCGUGAGGGCAUCAUCCCCGCCAACUACGUCCAGAAACGUGAGGGUGUGAAGGCGGGCACCAAACUCAGCCUCAUGCCCUGGUUCCACGGCAAGAUCACGCGAGAGCAGGCAGAGCGGCUUCUGUGCCCACCAGAGACAGGCCUGUUUCUGGUGCGAGAGAGCACCAACUACCCCGGGGACUACACGCUGUGUGUGAGCUGCGAAGGCAAGGUGGAGCACUACCGCAUCAUGUACCACUCCAGCAAGCUCAGCAUCGACGAGGAGGUGUACUUCGAGAACCUCAUGCAGCUGGUGGAGCACUACACCUCGGAUGCGGACGGACUCUGCACUCGCCUCAUCAAACCAAAGGUCAUGGAGGGCACGGUGGCCGCCCAGGACGAGUUCUUACGUGGCGGCUGGGCGUUGAAUAUGAAGGACCUGAAGCUGCUGCAGACCAUCGGGAAGGGGGAGUUUGGAGACGUGAUGCUGGGUGAUUACCGAGGGAACAAAGUCGCUGUCAAGUGCAUUAAGAAUGACGCCACCGCCCAGGCCUUCCUGGCUGAAGCCUCGGUCAUGACGCAACUGCGGCACAGCAACCUGGUGCAGCUGCUGGGUGUGAUCCUGGAGGAGAAGAGCGGGCUCUACAUCGUCACUGAGUACAUGGCCAAGGGGAGCCUGGUGGAUUAUCUGCGGUCGCGGGGUCGGUCGGUGCUGGGCGGAGACUGUCUCCUCAAGUUCUCGCUAGAUGUCUGUGAGGCCAUGGAAUACCUGGAGGGCAACAACUUCGUGCACCGGGACCUGGCUGCCCGAAACGUGCUGGUGUCCGAGGACAACGUGGCCAAGGUCAGUGACUUUGGCCUCACCAAGGAAGCCUCCAGCACCCAGGACACGGGCAAGCUGCCGGUCAAGUGGACAGCCCCCGAGGCCUUGAGAGAGAAGAAAUUCUCCACCAAGUCUGAUGUGUGGAGUUUUGGAAUCCUCCUCUGGGAAAUCUACUCCUUUGGGCGAGUGCCUUAUCCAAGAAUUCCCCUGAAGGACGUCGUCCCUCGGGUGGAGAAGGGCUACAAGAUGGACGCCCCCGACGGGUGCCCACCCGCGGUCUACGACGUCAUGAAGAACUGCUGGCAUCUGGAUGCCGCCACGCGGCCCUCCUUCCUGCAGCUGCGGGAGCAGCUGGAGCACAUCAAGACGCACGAGCUGCACCUGUGACCGCGGCCGCAGGGACUGGCCCGGACAGACUGUGGACCUGGUGCCUGCGCUGGGGCUCUGUGCUCCGUCCCAGCCCGUGCCCCCUCCGGCCCCCGGGGGCCCCACCCAGGCCUGGCAGCUUCUUACGGACCCACCGAAGGGCCUGAAGGGAGGAGGCCGAGGAGCGGAAGGCAGACGCCCCCACGUGGCCAGGCUGCUCCGGCCUCCCUUCUCACCUUCUUAGAGUUUUAUUCCUUUCCUUUUUUGAGAUUUUUUUCCGCGUGUUUAUUUUUUAUGAUUUUUCAAGAUAAGGAGAAAGAAAAUACCCUGCAAAUGGGCAUUUUACAAGAAGUACGAAUCUUAUUUUUCCUGCCCUGCCCAUGAGGGUUGGGGAGGCCAGGCCCCUCUCUAGGGACCCAUCGCCCCAGCCUUGUUCCCCAUUCCGUGUUCGUGUCCCGUGUCGCCUCGGUCGCCCCGUGUUUGCGCUUGACCGUGCUGCACUGUUUGCAUGCGCCCGGGCAGACGUCUGUCAGGGGCUUGGAGCUCGUGUCCGCUGCCGCCCGCCCACCUGCCUUGUGAGAUGGACCCGUAAUAAACCACUCCGUGAGGACACCGCUGCCCGGCCUCGGCGCUUCCUCCGCCGAGC
Talpa occidentalis (Iberian mole) is the source of this 2100-nucleotide messenger RNA. It is a transcript of the gene CSK, whose product is annotated as C-terminal Src kinase. The record is from RefSeq and is a predicted model, not a curated record. Lineage: Eukaryota; Metazoa; Chordata; Mammalia; Eulipotyphla; Talpidae. Gene Ontology annotation, molecular function: protein tyrosine kinase activity; ATP binding; protein binding. The transcript is spliced from 13 exons. The coding region runs from base 123 to 1475 and encodes 450 amino acids. Gene Ontology annotation, biological process: regulation of Fc receptor mediated stimulatory signaling pathway; adherens junction organization; protein phosphorylation.